AUGCUUGCCUCCAUUGCCUUCACUCUUUCCACCCUCGCUCUUGCUGUCUCCGCAGCUCCUGCUCGCCGCACCACUGGCACUGUUCAAGUUCAGUUUGCCAACGAUGUCACUGGAGCAAACGGCAACGCCUUCAUCCCUCUUGAUGGAUCCAACGUUGUCCUUGGAGAGGCCUACGCCAACACCAACCUAGAGAAGGAUGGCACUCUCUUUGUCACCAGCCUGGAGUUCACCGCCGACUUCAGCAAUGUGCAGUGUGUUGUCUUGAAGGACUUGGAAACCGUGGUUGCCAGCCUCGCCGACCCAGAGCGAGACUUCCAGACCUUCUCCCAGAAGCCCUUGAAUUGGCAGGCUGGUUUCACUAUCGCCUGCAACCAGGCUGCUUAG
Molecule: messenger RNA, 384 nt
Organism: Trichoderma atroviride IMI 206040
Lineage: Eukaryota; Fungi; Ascomycota; Sordariomycetes; Hypocreales; Hypocreaceae
Source: RefSeq, a predicted model, not a curated record